UUCCUCCAAGCCAACCUCCACCACAGCGAAACGGCGACGGCGCAGAUCCGGAAGUGGUUGGAGGACAACACAACAGCCGUAAUUCUGAUCCAGGAGCCGUGGGUCAGAAGGGGCUCUGUCUGCGGACUCCGCAACUUAGGAGGUAAGCUAACAGUCUACUCGGGCCCGGACAACCCCCGGGCUUGCAUCUACACAACCAAUAACAUACAUGCGCAACCUCUAACGAGCUUCUGUUCCAGAGACCUGUGCGCUAUAAAACUGCACGGGGCGCAAGACUCCAGCCUGCAGGAGGUGGUAGUAGCCUCUGUGUAUAUGCCGGAGGCUGAAGAACCACCACCGCACGACAUGGCAAGGCUGGUCAACUACUGCGAAGAGGCAGGGCUCGAGCUCAUCGUGGCCACCGACUCGAACGCGCAUCACCCCCUAUGGGGGAUGGAAGCAGGUAACGAGAGAGAUAGCCCCCUCUGCAGAGCGUGCAUGGAGGAGGAGGAGACAGCCGCCCACGUCAUUCUUGAAUGCCCAGGGGUGGCAGAAUACCGGGCACAAUACCUCGGUUCCCCGGGGUCUCUCCCAGAAGUCGUCGGCAACAUCAAGGGUCUGCUAGGCUUCCUGGUAGAGUUGGGUUGGCAGGAGUAGUGCCGUCAACCCACCAUCACGCAAAAUAGGCGCGAAUUGCGACGUCGAGUUGCGGAAACCCAGCCCGCGAAUACGAAUAACGAAUA
Molecule: messenger RNA, 722 nt
Organism: Cydia pomonella (codling moth)
Lineage: Eukaryota; Metazoa; Arthropoda; Insecta; Lepidoptera; Tortricidae
Exons: 2
Coding region: 313-636 (107 amino acids)
Source: RefSeq, a predicted model, not a curated record